CAGCCCGUUGCUCGCCGCACAGUCAUCUCAGUUCUGUCUCCUCCUUUCUCUACAGCCUUUCGGACAGCCCUUGCUCGUCGCUCUCGGCCAACUCAGUUCUCUCUCCUUCGAGUCCUUGAUCUACUAGAGUCCAUAUUCUUAACCCUAUCUAUUGACUCUCGGCUAGUUUGGAAUAUCUUCAAUGUCUACGCGCAAUUCUCGUGUGCGAACAGUUCUUGAUUGUAUCCUCCUUGAACCGGUCCGAAAAAGGAGAAGAGUUGACUCGAACCCCAUAGUCGCAUCAUCACCAUCAGAUUCGGAGAAAGAAACGAGCUAUAUAUAUCCUCUUCCGUCGCAGAAGGACUGUGACAUCCCAGACACAACAUACCCUCUGGUUGAAGAUGAUAUACCUGAGGAUGAAUUACAAGUCCUUGGGGAGGUUCUGGGAGAAGAUGAAGAAGACCUGGACAAUGAAAGUAUACCAGUCAGAGUCCUAGACAACUUUGUCAUCUUUGAACAUGGUAAUCGGUCAAUCGUCCCGGUAGAGUCUCUGUGUUCCCUCCCCUUCACGACCAUCCACUACUCCGCUUCAGGUGAAGUCAGGCCACACGAGUUGGAUGAUCCAUCUGAGCUAGACGAUCUGGAAGAGCAGAGUGUGGCCACAACACUAGGCUCACUCCAACGAGUUGAGCUCUCACAGAUCCUUGACAUUAAUCUGCAUCAUUAUGAUUCAGAAUCUGGAUUGGACUGCUGCAUCUAUCUCAAGACCAAGUAUGCAUGGUACAUACUUGAAACACCAGCUCGGUCAUACCGCCCGUUCUUCGUCAAUUUCUGGGCAAGAGAGAGGAUGUUCUACCUCUUGGCGUUCUCUGCCCUCAACGAUAAUGGAAUAACACUUAGAGAAUUCAUCGACUCUCUCCAGGUUACUCCGGAGUCGACGGAAGUGCUCAAGUUCACAAAAUCUAUGCUGGGUCGAGACUUAGCUAAGGAUGAUUUUAUGACAUUGAAACCAUUCCUGCUUAUCCGACUCGAAGACCUUCACGAUGAGAAUGGCGACCUCGUUCAUCUUGGCCAUGUACCACUUAUUCAUGAGUUGCUCUCCGACAUUCCCGACUCCGACUUCUACUUCUCGACCUGUCAUCACCAGCAGCACUCCAGCAAGCACCCUGGCAAAACUUCUCCCCUCGUCAACAAGUUGCGGACUAUUGUGACUCCAUUGGUCGCUCAGAUUUGUCAGCCCUGGUUCCGAAGAGAGCUCCAGGUUGUUGGUCCCCCACUUCCUCGACCCUUCUCUCCAGUAUUGCAUGAUUCAUACCCUAUCCACGAGAGUGAUCCAGUCAUUCUAUGGGGGCAACAGGUUGUGGGUGCAGCACCUGGUCAGUAUGAAUCGGUGAAGCUUGACGGUGUCUGUUAUAAGGUCGGAGAUGUUGUCAUGGUACAGCCUGGUGAAGAUGCAGAUUCCGCUCGUGCACUCAAUGCCAAGGCCGUUGCAUCUUCUAAUCCUCUAGCAACCUCAAAGUGGUUUGGUGAGAUUUGCUAUCUUGAGGACAAGCGUAAAGGACCAUCAUGUCAUAUCAAGUGGUUUGCACAUGGAUCUCAGACUGUUCUACGAGAUACCGCUCAUCCACAGAUCCUCUUUCAUAUGGAGAGGUCCUGUGGUGAUGUUCUCCUAGCAAGUAUCUACCAGAAGUGUCAUAUUCGACAUCUGCUUCCCGGUCAGGAGCCGCCUAUGCCUGACAGUCGUUCUGCAGUCUGUAAUGAUUUCUACCUCAGUCCUCGAAUCUGGAGUCAAGAUGACUGUGGAUUUGUCGGUUUAUCAGACACAGAAGUCUCACAGGCACUGGCUGUCUGUGAUCUGCAUAAGCUCUGCUUGUCUUGCGGACAAUCUCAGUUGCAGGAGCAGGCUGCAGAGGUUCAGUUUUCUCCAGGAAUGUUCUCCCAAUUUGGUACAGAGUAUCAUAUUGGGGACUUUGUCUACGUUCGCUCUAAGAGUAAUCCGGAUGUUCUCUUUGACCUUGCCCAAGUCAAAAGAAUAAAAGGCACACCAGAUCGGAGCAGGAGCCACGGAGUGCAGGUCACUAUACAACUUUUAUAUCUUGGCCGGGUGGAUAAGAUUGUGAGGAGAGUGUCGAGAGGGAAGGAGUUCGAGCAGAGAAGUUAUGUGCAAGAUGAGCGGUACCUUUUUCUCACAGAUUUCUCAGACACCGUUGACUCGUCACGGAUUUCUGGGAAAUGUUUUGUCAUUCACAAAGACUCUACCCAUGAUCUCCAGACAUGGCUGUCUUAUGAUGAUCACUUCUAUGUCUCACAGUGUGGAGAUUCCCCCUUGGUGCAGACAUUUGAGGCAUUGCAUGACAUAGGACCCGAAGAUGUCGAGACUUGUUUGUCCUGUUAUAACAAACAUCUUGAUGGUCUCUCUCAUCAUGAGAAGCUACUCCAAUCACAUGAACCAUGUCGUGGUAUGGAAUUGUUUGCCGGGGCCGGUGGAUUUUCUACUGGUCUAAACAAGUUACCUUCAAUUCAUAUUCAGCAUGCUAUAGAGAUGGAUGCAUCCUGCUCCCUAACAUAUAAGAAAAAUCAUCCAGACACAUUUUUCCACUGCCAUUCCUCAAAUGACCUCCUUCAAAAAGCCAUUGCUGGCACAAAUACUCUGGAACUAGAUCAUCCAAUGCCCCAACCUGGAGAUAUCGAUAUCAUUGUUGCUGGCUUGCCAUGCCAGUCCUACAGCGGCAUGAAUCAUAACAAAGACCCCGAUGACCCUCGGAAUGAAUUGGUGGCAAAUAUGCUGUCCUAUGUAGACUGGUACCGGCCACCGAUCUUUGUCAUGGAGAACGUUUUCGGUAUUUUACACUUCCCACUCGGAGGGAAGAAGAAAGGGUAUCGGAUUGUAGACGGAAAGCCUCAGGGUGUUAUCAUGCUCAUCUUUCGUGUGUUGACGGCUCUCGGGUAUCAAGUUCAUAUCGCCCUUCUUCACGCACCUCACUAUGGUUCGCCUCAAGACCGUCGACGAGUCAUCAUCAUGGCAUCAUUACCCGGCGUCCCCCUUCCGAAGUUCCCUGUCCCGACUCACGUCUUUGUUCCGAGAGCACACAAGUUCAGCCUGUGCUACAACCAGGUUCUCCACACUGUCACCCGCGCUCACGAGUCUCAGGACCACUACUACGGUGCGCCUCUUCGAUCUGUGAGGUUAGGUGAAGCCAUCAGUGAUCUCCCACGAUUCCACUGGGCGGACCCCAGGGCUUCGAAAAAGAGUAGACAGCGUGAGGAUGAUGGUGUUCCGGCCCUAGAUGCCAUACCUUCGAAGACCAGUAGUCCAUACGUGGGCUUCCAGAUCCCGACGAAGUACGCCAAAGAGCCGCAGAAUAGGUAUCAGCGGGAGAUGAGAGAAGGCUCUGGUGACCUUGUGCGAUAUCAGUACACCCCGAGGUUCGGGGUCAAUGUGGUCGAGCGAUCUGUCAACAUUCCCAUGCGCCCUAAUGUGAACCAUCACGAUCUUCCCAAGUGGCUCCAAUUUGAGUCUAAGCAUACGACAUACGGUCGACUCGACGCGAGCCAAUACUACGCCACUGCGAUGACGACGUUCACACCAAACAGCAGCGGUAGUCGACUGCUUCACCCGAACCAACGGCGCAUCCUGACCGUUCGAGAGGUCGCGCGUGGACAAGGCUUUCCAGAUGACUACGAGCUCCUGUCUGUGGAGACAACGCCUAACAAGGUCAUCAAGGACCAAUUGAAGCAGCUGGGAAACGCAGUCCCGAUGCCACUUGCGCGUGCUAUCGGCGGGUCUAUUCAGGAGUCUUUCUUGAAAAUGUGGGAGGAGGAAGAGGAAAAGCGGGGAGGCAGUCCGGAACUUUAGUGUGAGAGAUGUCGAGCCCAGCAGGGAUAUGUGCCACUUGUGCCGCACUCCUUAGACCUUCUCUGCCAAUUACUAUUUUAUUCCACGGUUUC
Molecule: messenger RNA, 3927 nt
Organism: Stereum hirsutum FP-91666 SS1
Lineage: Eukaryota; Fungi; Basidiomycota; Agaricomycetes; Russulales; Stereaceae
Product: S-adenosyl-L-methionine-dependent methyltransferase
Exons: 23
Coding region: 182-3835 (1217 amino acids)
Cellular component (GO): nucleus
Molecular function (GO): chromatin binding; DNA (cytosine-5-)-methyltransferase activity
Source: RefSeq, a predicted model, not a curated record